AUUUGCCUGAUCGGUUCUGGUGAGGUUACAAUGAAUUGUUGCUUCGCAUCUCUCUCUCCGUCCGGGUACCUGCCAAGGCCGUGAACAUGACAGGUAUGCAACACUGAGAAAUAAAGGAUGUCAAUUGCAGAGACACAUUUGACUGCCUUGACGGAUGAUACUACAUGCAACACUGUACAUGGCAGCAGUGUGGGGAGCGUCGUCAACAGCAUGGAAGAGUAUAAACUGCACAACCUCAGUCAUCAUUUUUGGCUACAGCACCAGGCCAUCGCAAGGUACUCCGGUUGGCUACUGGGUUCUUGGGACCACGAAUGUCGCAAUAUCCCACCAGUCAGACGAUUCAGGGACAGCACAAGCCAGAAGUGUGGAACGCCAUCUGCGGUGGAGACCCAUCCAGGACCAGUCAUUCUGCGGCGAAAGUCUCAGAGGUGGUGGGUGUCCAGCCAGUAUGGAGGGUUGGGAGCAGGUUGAUUACUAGUUGGAACUAGAGUGGAAGAGUCCGUAUAUUGCCUGGUCAUGUGUGACUUGAAGAAGGGGUGUGUAUAGCUUCCCCUUCGCUGUAACCAUCAAGCACUUUGUUACUGAGGGACAUACUUAGGGACGGGUUGAACAGAUAAUAGUCCAGAGAAUUAUUACAUGAGGAAAAAGAAGAAA
Molecule: messenger RNA, 654 nt
Organism: Aspergillus welwitschiae
Lineage: Eukaryota; Fungi; Ascomycota; Eurotiomycetes; Eurotiales; Aspergillaceae
Exons: 1
Coding region: 118-471 (117 amino acids)
Source: RefSeq, a predicted model, not a curated record